Molecule: messenger RNA, 2279 nt
Organism: Mytilinidion resinicola
Lineage: Eukaryota; Fungi; Ascomycota; Dothideomycetes; Mytilinidiales; Mytilinidiaceae
Exons: 4
Coding region: 1-1947 (648 amino acids)
Biological process (GO): regulation of DNA-templated transcription
Cellular component (GO): nucleus
Molecular function (GO): DNA-binding transcription factor activity, RNA polymerase II-specific; transcription cis-regulatory region binding; zinc ion binding
Source: RefSeq, a predicted model, not a curated record
AUGUCACCAGCUGCGUCCCGCCGACGGACAUUAGAGGCCGCUGAGACCCACCUAACAUCUCAACCUUCGAUUUCUCGCAAGGUGAAGGCGUGCGCGGCUUGUCGAAAACAGAAGAUCAAAUGCAUCAUGGACGAGAGCGGACCACCGUGUAAAAGGUGCACUGAACGAAAUCUGUCCUGUGUUUUGAACAAGAGUCUUCAGACUCUCAUUGAUGAGCGAUUCCAGUGGAAAACGGUUGUAGGGACCGACUUGGAGCAGAUCCACUCAGCCCUCCAAGAAGUUCUCAACCGGUUGUCGCUCCCGCCCAUUCCUCGAUUACAAACACUUAAUCAGGACAAUCACGCGCUCUCACCUCCUGACGAGGUCCUUGACCGUGAAGACCAUGGACCUUCUUGCGACAAUUCUCCAAGAGUCUCGCCGCGAGAUGAUGCCCUACCGCACGUACCCAUUGAAUCGCUGUACCAGAUUACCAGACUCCGCGCACUUCGCUCAGACAACCCGACUGAGACUCCUGAACUUCCGCAAUCCAAUGGUGUCAGCCACGUGAUCAAUGACUUCAUUUCCAAUGGUCAGCUAGGCGUAGAGGACGCCGAGCGUCUAUUUCAUCUCUAUCAGAACCGUCUCGACCAUUUUAUGUACGGAAUCGGGGGCAAAUACAGGGACCUCGAGAGCCUCCGGAGAGGUUCUGCAAUCUUAACAGCUUGUAUCUGCACAGUCGCGGCUCUCCAUGAUCCAGGAAGUAACCACCUCUACGGAACCUGCAAUCGUGAAUUCCAACGUCUCAUAGCCGCCUCAAUGUUUGACCGACGAAUAGAUCGCGAUCAACUCAGAGCAAUGUGCAUCGGAUCAUACUGGCUGAGCGACAUUUCCUGGACUCUUUCUGGUUACGCAAUACGACGAGCUACGGAAGUCAGCCUAAACGCAAACUACCACCGGGUCGUAGCAGAAGACAGCGAGGAAGCAGCUGACUGCCUCCGGAUAUGGUAUAUUCUCUACAUAUGCGACCAUCACUUAUCGAUACUCUACGGGAGAUCAUCCAUCGUACGCGAAGAUUUCGCCAUUGAGGGGUGGGACGCCUUCCUGAAAUCAUCAGUGGCGAACGAGAGCGACAAACGCAUGAUCAGUCAGCUAGCGCUCUUAAUUAUCCUAAGCAAUGUGCGGGAAUUGUUUGGCCCAGACACUGGCGAGCCCGUUCCAUGUGCCUUUGCCACGCAGCUUGCCAAUUUUAGUCGUCAGAUCGACCAGUGGAUGGGGACUUGGUCCACUAAUCUUCAACGACAACAUGACUACAUCGGAGAGUUUCCCACCAAAGGGGUCGUGCUACAUCAUCAUUUUGCGAAGCUGCAUCUGCACUCUCACAUUUUCAGAGGAUUGAAGAACUCUCCAGUACCCAGCUAUUUCCACGAUUCCGCUGUUGCCGCAGUUUCUGCCGCGACUUCUAUCGUCGAAUUGCUUCUCACGGACCGUGACCUCCAAGACUCCCUAGUGGGAAUUCCCCACUAUUUACAUACCAUGACCGCUUUCGCCUGCGUUUUCCUUCUCAAAGUUGCGGCCCAACAUAGUGGACAAUAUAUCGAAGAUGCAAUAGUCUUCGACCUCACCGCCAAGCUGGUCCAGCAGUUUCGAUCCACGGCAGUAGGAAAAUGGCAUUUGGUUCAUCUCAUGGCAGAUGGCCUCGAAAAUCUGGCUGCCAAAGAGCACCAGAAGAGUCCAGCAGCUUAUCCGAAUAUGCUUCUAGCGAAUGGCAACAGCCAUACCACUAUGCCAUACAUGAAUGGUGCUGGUCAUCCUUCAAUGAAUGGUACGCAGCAUGGAGAGGACUCAAUUUAUGGUCCCAUGGCUACCAACGGCUUCCAAGACGGAGAGAUCGAUUUUGCAGCAACGCCGUUCCUACACUUCGACUCCGCAGGCUUUGAAUUCAACUAUGCUGGAUUCGGGAUUCUAUGAUAUAUUCUAUAAUACAAACACAACCAUCUAUAAAAGCAAUACCAAUGUCUACGCCGCAAGACUCCGAGCAAAAUUCUCUACUUCUUCCUUGAGCGUAAUAUCCUCCACCAUACCCAGCUUCUUCUCAAGACUUGUAUCAGAUCGUGCAGGCCAACUCCUCACAAUCGCCUCAACUUUUACGUCUCGCUUCUCUUCAAUCAACGCCGUCUUCUCCUUUCCCCCACCGCCUCCAACGCCUCCAAAAUCUGCCCCACCAUCACCGUCUGACCCGGCAGAUUCACCGUCCUUCCCCGAUUCACCCCAAACGCCUCCUUCGGCACAUCCUUCAUCGC